Messenger RNA from Centruroides sculpturatus (bark scorpion), 1856 nucleotides. It is a transcript of the gene Nprl2, whose product is annotated as GATOR complex protein NPRL2-like. Lineage: Eukaryota; Metazoa; Arthropoda; Arachnida; Scorpiones; Buthidae. Gene Ontology annotation, biological process: cellular response to amino acid starvation; positive regulation of autophagy; negative regulation of TORC1 signaling. Gene Ontology annotation, molecular function: GTPase activator activity. The transcript has 10 exons. The record is from RefSeq and is a predicted model, not a curated record. The coding region runs from base 36 to 1226 and encodes 396 amino acids. Gene Ontology annotation, cellular component: GATOR1 complex; vacuolar membrane.
CGUUACGAUCAGCUGAUAAUUAGCGGCAACGAGAAAUGGAAUGUCUUAAAUACAAUGCGGCCGAAAGCCCUAUAAAAUGCAUAUUUUAUAGCGAAUUUCACACCACAGCCGGUCCUAAAAUUACAUUUCAAACACCAGAAGAUUAUGUAUCUAAAGAAAUAUUUGAUGCUCUGAGUGUGUAUAUUAUUCCAAAACCUGAAUUACAUGGAAAGUUAAUAACUGUAAAUGCUAUGGGAUACAAAAUUAUUGGAUAUCCAAUUGGAAUAGAUGAUCCUAAGUAUAUGAGGAACUGCUACAUUUUUAAUUUGUGUUUUGUAUGUGAUGCACUGAUGAGAACAGUUCAGUAUGAACCACUUGUUAGGAAAUUAGCCAAUUAUUUAGUUACAUUAGAGUUAGAAUGUAGUUUUUUAUCAAACGAAGAAACAAAAGCACAGCUACCAUCUAUAAUGUCUCAAAUUAGGACUGAAUUGAAUCAAAAUGGUCACUGUUCUGUUCCUAUUAAUGAAGCAAAUACUAUUUAUCUUAAAGUAAUAAGAGUUCAUAAAGAUCCGGUUCCUGUAAGAGAUCACGAUGUCCCAAUAUUUAAUGAAAGUCAAAAAGGUAUUCUGCCAAGUCAAUGGGAUCUUACUACACAACAGUGGGACCUCACUUUAAUGCAGAUUUUGCCUUAUAUUGACGGUUGUCGACACGUUAGUCGAAUUGCAGCAGAAGCUGAUGUAGAAGUCAGUCUUGUGAAAGCUUGUAUUCAAAAUAUGGUGUAUUACGAAGUUGUUUCCCUCAUCCCAAUCUUUCAAUAUUCAAAUGUUUAUACUCCAACUUCAAAAAUAUCCUCUUUAACCAAAGAUAAUCAUCUUCAAGAAAAAUGUAUAAAAUACGUUGCUAAGCAUGGUCAUCAAAAACCUACAUUUAAAGCAAUAUUUGAAUUUUAUUGUGGCUUAAGGCCAGGAAUAACGGUCAAAGAUUUAUGCACUCGAAAUAAUCCACAUUUGAAUGGGAUCGAUGAAAGGAAAUUAAUACAAUUUGGUUUAAUGCAUGGAUUAAUAAGAAGAUUACAAAAAUAUCCAGUCUUAUUGUCAGCUGACUCAAUGGCUACUAAUAAAAAUUCUUUGAUAAAGCAUUUUACUGGGAGUCAGAGUUAUGAUGAAAUAUGUAGCAAAACAGGUAAGUUUCUCACUUUUUCCUUUAAAAAGCUAUGUUAUUUUUCAAAAAGAAAUUUGAAAAGUUAAUUUUCGAAAAGAAAAACAACUUCUAUCUUUCAUUUGCAACAAUAGAAACAGUUAUUUGUAUUUAGAUUACAUAUACAGUCAUACCCCGACUUACGCGAUUUUCAAAUCUCGUCGAUUCAUCUUUUAUUUCAGCGCCACGCAACUCUUGAUUAUUCACUCCCCCCACACUAUUGUUCAGCUUAAUGUUCGGACAUGUCGCGCAGAAUCGACGCAAAGCUACAAUUUAUUUUGUGUAAUUUAUUUCUGUUUGUUAUAUCUACGGAGACUCAAGAGACUCUAUGCGGUAAUUUCUUGUAACCGUGAACGAACCAAAAGGCGAGAUAAGAUUAACGAGAACAUUUAUUAGCUUACAUACAUCCGACUUGGAUUUUACACAAAAGGCAUCUGCAAUCAUGAACAAUUGACAAAAAAGUAUACAUUUAUCAGAUAAUAAACAAAGACUCAUUUUGUAAACAAUUUACCUUUUGUAUAUACAACUGACAAGAUUACCUUUCAAAUUAUAAACAGACUCGAUCCCAAGCGGUCUUUUGAUCGUCGGACAUACAAAAGAAAUGAAUAGAUGGCGCCUAACUUAAGCGCGGUUUACAAUAACGAAUAUGAUUAAUCUUAACACUCUACUAUGUCAUCCAA